Messenger RNA from Salmo salar (Atlantic salmon), 1584 nucleotides. The record is from RefSeq and is a predicted model, not a curated record. Lineage: Eukaryota; Metazoa; Chordata; Actinopteri; Salmoniformes; Salmonidae.
GUAUCCCUUCAUUCAUUGUCAGCUUCCUGGAGCCAUUUUUGAGCUGGCAGGGCUGAGACUCGCGCUAGUUUCUAAUCCAUUGCAUCUGCCUAAAUGUGCUCUCAAUAUACUUUUAAACAUACAUAUAUCGGCAAAUAAGAUCAUAAUCUACUCGUUCAUAUCAAUAUUUUUGAAUUUGUCGCGGUGGAUUAGCUGAAAAGGGGCUUUAAACUAAAGGGACAAAGGGUACCCGAGCCCACAAAGAUGAGAAGAGGGAUCUCAUCAGCCCCGGAUAAAGUAAUAAUAGCAGGGGUUGGAGGCUCUUUAGAUAAAAAUGCGGUAUUGACAGCAUUGUCCGACCGGUUAACCCCUCAUUUUACAACUGCCACUUAUAUACAAAUUAUAACUCCACCGCCUUGCAUUACACAGACUUCAAAUGUCUGUUUGUCCGAACCUCCAGCUGGCAGUAUAUAUUCCACUCCAAACGGAGCAACAAACGGAGCCGGACAACGACCUACAUUAGGACGUCCACCGGCCAAGCGGAGGUUGGCGUUGGAUGAGUCGGACCACCAGUACCCCAUCGAAGGAGCCAGGACCCCCAGGGGAAAGGCUGGAGGAGCCUCCGGGCCAGGGCUCAAGAGCCCCAAAACUCCAAAGUCACCGGCAGAGAAGACGCGCUACGACACGUCGUUGGGUCUGCUAACGAAGAAGUUUGUUGAGCUGCUGGGCCAGUCGUCUGACGGCGUCAUCGACCUCAAUCAGGCUGCAGAGGUUCUCAAGGUGCAGAAGAGACGCCUCUAUGACAUCACCAACGUUCUGGAGGGGGUGCACCUCAUCAAGAAGAAGUCUAAGAACAACAUACAGUGGAUGGGCUGUAACCUGUCAGAGGAUGGGGGUAUGUUGACCAGCAGCCAGAGUCUGAGCAGUGAGCUGUCUGACCUGGGUCAGGAGGAGAGGAGACUGGACGAGCUGAUCCAGAGCUGUACCCUGGAUGUCCAACAGAUGACAGAGGCCUCGCACAGCCACAAGUUUGCGUAUGUGACAUACCAAGACAUCCGUCAGCUGCGCAACCUGAAGGACCAGACGGUCAUCGUGGUGAAAGCUCCCUCUGAGACCAAGUUGGAGGUGCCAGACCCUCAGGAGGGCCUGUCUGUCCUCCUCACCAGCACCAAGGGGCCUAUUGAGGUGUUCCUCUGUCCGGAGGAGAACAACGCCAGUAGUCCUGUGAAGAACGGCAGCCCGGAUGUCCAAGGAAACUCCUCACCUUUCCUCAAAGUGUCAGCAGAGAGUGCAACAGGCGGCAGCAGUAAGGACUAUGUCGCUCCAGCUCCCCCUGCAGUGAUGGUGACCAACCUGUCCCCCAUCACCUCUCCUUUCACCAGCCUGCUGCUGCAAACAGAGGACCAGAUCCCCUCCUCCCUGUCUGGGCUCCUGGAGGGCCACGGGGCCGGGCCCUUCGUCAACCUGUCCCCCCCUCUCCUCAACGAGGACUACAUGCUGAGCUUAGACGACAAUGAGGGAAUCAGCGAUCUGUUCGACACCUACGACUUUGACAAGCUGCCCCUGGAAGAACUCAUGUGUCCCUCAUACCUUCCUGAUUACUGA